This is a messenger RNA of Dacryopinax primogenitus, 1866 nucleotides long. RefSeq lists its product as uncharacterized. Gene Ontology annotation, molecular function: protein binding. The transcript is spliced from 4 exons. The coding region runs from base 22 to 1866 and encodes 614 amino acids. The record is from RefSeq and is a predicted model, not a curated record. Lineage: Eukaryota; Fungi; Basidiomycota; Dacrymycetes; Dacrymycetales; Dacrymycetaceae.
CUUCAUCCUAGGCAGCCCACAAUGCAUCGAUGUCUCCUCUGCUCUGCACAUGCUCGUCUUAUUACAAGGCAGAUGCACUCUUCUGUUGGCCGGCUUUCUUCAUCCCCAGGAGCGAUGGCAACGGCAGGAGCACCAACUGUCAACCCCCGAGCGGCCCACAAGCGAGCAGCGAGGGCAGCAAUGCGUCCUCAAGUGAUGCGAGAAGGCUCCCUGUUCGAUCCUGGGCCAGAUGUUGCGCAUGAGAAAUUGGAAUUUGUGUUUCCAGCGUUUGAAUCGGAGAAUCCUGCUGAGGUCGCAGUCCCGCAAAGUGAAACAGACGCUGUCGUGCCUCAUCCAACACCGUCGAUCAACCCGACUCCUGAAGUGCUGGAUGACACGUCCGAACCUCCGCCAGCAGAAGAACCCCCAGACGAAUACGGCGGCGCCUCGGAAGCGGUGUAUGAGAAACUGAUUCACACACUCGGGGAGACAACGGUGAAGAAUCUCCUUGCGCUGAUGCCGAGCGACGUGGUCCGGGAGUUGUCGGAGAUGUGCAUAUAUGCGAGUUUAGACCAACUAAUAGACUGGUGCCAGUACAAUGUUUUUGGGUAUUUGAGGGAGGAGCCCAAAUCACUCGCACAUGGGAUGUUCACCCUCUCCACCCUGAUCAUCCCUACAACCGGAGUCUCCACGAGUAUUCGCCACCGCCUGCGCAUGGCCGGGCGCAUCGACAUCAACAAGCUCUACACCGCCCAAACCAACUCCAAACCUCCGGUAAAUGUACAGCUUUGGAACAAUGCCAAUGAUGAAGACAUCGCCGAGGAAGCAACUUCUCGCCUUGAUAUUGACUACUACAAGCUCCGCCUAGAACAUGGGGAUUAUAAGGCCCAAAUUGGGAUGGCCUUCCUGGAGGAGACGGCCAUUCGACAAAAACUGAAGGAAGGCAAGUAUGUACAAGAGGAUCUGGACGAGGCGAGGCAAAGGCUUGUGCAUUACCUCGAAAGCGCGGUCGAACACAAUUUCGCAGGAGCAGCGUUCAAGCUUGGGCAGCUGUACGAGGAAGGCAUCGUUCUUCCACAGGAUGCGGGGAAGAUGGUUCAUUUCUAUGAACAAGCAAUUGUGCUCGGCAAUCUCGCGGGAGCAGUCCGUCUAGCUGAACUAUACCAAUCCAGAGGCAAAUACCUGAGCAACGGCAACGUGCCCAUCCUCCCACUCGACCGUGCGAAGGCGAUCUUCUAUCAUGAGAUUUCUGCUCGCCGCUUCGCUGCCUCUGCUGCCGCCGCUGGCAUUGCCUACUUUCGCCGACCGUCGGCAUCUUUCAGGGAACACACGCUCUCCUUCGGUGUAAAGCCAGACGAUGCCAGAGCGGCAUUCUACUUGGGCCUCGCGAGUGACCAAGGCAGCUGGGUCAGCCGUCGUCAUUUGGCUGAUAUGCUCAUCCUGGAUCGCACGGACGUGCCGGAGGAAAAGAGAGACGACACAGCGCGUCGUCAGUCCAAACGCGUGCGACAAUUGGAGUACGCUGUGAAUCUACUAGAGAAUAUACCCGACGACAGCAACCGAUCGAAUGUGUCCUUCCUCGUCGGGCUGAAGCAAGCCCGCGAGCUGGCGAACACGCUACUGCAGAAGGCAAUGGCCGGCGAGAGGGCAAUGGACUUUGAUCCUAUGGAGCUUACGCAGUGGAGACCGUGGAGGUCAUCAACACACGCCCUUAAGGUUCUCGCCAGGGAACAAAAUAACCGACAGGGAAGAAACAAAUACGAAGACCGCUUGACACCACCAGAAACACGCGAUUUUCAAGUGAUGAUGGACAAAAGGCGGGAUAUGGAACUCAGUGACCUGCUGAGUCUAGUAAAGGAAAAGAACAGCGGAGCGAAUGGGUCAUGA